AUGCCCGAUCUGGCCACACUGCACUCGGCAUCCUCGCUUUCAUAUCGCACGUGUAAAAUUCAAAUUAUGUCUAAAGAAUUAAAUCAUAAAGGUACCAUUACAAAAAAUCGACAUGCAUCAAAAUAUUCAAGAAAAGAGGAAACAUUUCUAAAACAUAUUUCUAUCGAACAAAUUGAAAAACUUUUGUGCAACCAAGAUUCAACAAAUAUAAAAUAUGUAGAAGGACAUCUACACAUUAAUCCUAAUUAUUACAAGUGUGCAUAUUUAUCUCCAUUUAAUGACCAACGUGAUAUAUUGAUCAGUGGUCUGAGAGAUAGAAAUCGUGCUUUUGAUAGGGACCGUGUUGUAGUCCGUAUAAAUCCUCCAGAAAUGUGGAAAACACAUUUGGAUGGACAAAAGCAAAAAACAGGUGUUGUUGUUUGUAUACGAAAAAAAGUACAUUCAAGAUCAACGAUUGGAUAUUUAAAACAACAAGGCACAUCUACAUUUUUGUAUCCCAAAGAUAAACGUGUACCAUUACUUACAAUAUAUCCAGAUUCAUUGCCAAAGAAAUUUGGAAGAUAAGAUAAAAACAAAUUAUUCUUAGCUACUAUAACUAAUUGGGUAAAACCUUACCUUGCAGUUGGAAAAAUUUUAAAGACAAUUGGGACUAUGGGUGAUAUAUCUACAGAGUUGCAUGCAUUAUUAUUUGAACGUGAUUUAGAUGUGACGCCUUAUAGUCAAGAAGUGAUAAAAGGUCUUCCAGAUAACAAUUAUGUAUUAACAGAAAAUGACAUAAAAGACAGAGAAGAUUGGAGAGAUGAAUGUGUGUUUACUAUUGAUCCUGAUAAUGCCACAGAUUUAGAUGAUGCAGUUUCUUGCAAAUUAUUGAAUAAUAAAAAUUAUGAAAUUGGAGUACAUAUAUCUGAUGUUACUCAUUAUUUAGAAUUUUUAUCUCCAUUAGAUAUUGAAGUUGCAAAACGAGCAACAACUGUUUAUAUGGCUGACAGAGUGUAUCAUAUGUUACCAAAACAGUUAUGUCAAAUAUGUUCUUUACUACCUGGUCAAGAUAAGUUGGCUUUUUCUAUUAUUUAUGAAAUUACAUCAGAUGCAAAGAUUGUCAAAUCUCGUUUUGCUAAAACUAUAAUAAAAUCAUGUUGUCAAAUGACUUAUAAACAUGCUCAAGAAAUGAUUGGAAAUCCUGGAAAUAAUUGGCCAGAUUACUUUUUAAAUAUAACUGGGAACUUUAGUCCUAAUGAUUUAUCAAUAAAAGUAAAUACUUUACAUGAUUUAGCUACUAAGAUGCGCAAUGAAAGGUUUAAAAAUGGUGCAUUACGAAUAGAUCAACCGAAAUUGCAUAUUGUACUGGAUAGAAUUACUGGUUUACCAAAAUCUUACCGUAUAGAAGUACAAAAAAAUAGUAAUAGAAGAGUUAUGUUAUUAUCUAAUAUAACAGUUGCUGUUCAUUUGUAUAAUACAAUUCCUAAAACUGCUUUACUACGUAAUCAUGGAGAACCUUUAAAAUACAUUCUCAGUGAAACUAAAGUCAUGCUACAAAAAUUUGGAAUUAAUUUAGAUAUUGAAUCAGCUACAUCUUUACAUGCUAGUAUUAAACGUUAUGAGCAAGAAUUGGAAUUUGAAUCUAGUGAUACUAAAUUAAAAAUGAGAAAAUAUAGAAUGAUGGUUAUCAACAAUCUUUGUUCCAAAGCUAUGCAUUGCGCAAUCUAUAAAUGCUCAUCUACCGCCAAAACGAAAGAAGAAUUGAAACAUUAUGUUUUAAAUGUACCAUUAUAUACACAUUUUACUUCUCCAAUCAGACGAUACUGUGAUUGCGUAGUACAUCGAUUACUUUAUUCGAUCAUAAACAAUAAGGCACUACCUAAGGAAUGGUCAGAAAAACUAUGCAGGAAAAUAGCGGCAAAUUGUAAUUUAAAGAAAUACAAUGCAGAAAUGGCUCAAGAACAAAGUAGUGAAUUAUGCUAUGCAUAUUUAAUAUAUUUGAAAGGUUCGAUUGUUACUAUGGGUAUUGUGUUAGAUGUAAAAGAACAGUAUAUAGACGUUAUACUAUGUAAAGUAGGUAUUAAAUUAAGAGUUUACUUAAACAAAUCAGAAAUUUUGGAAGCUUAUGAAUAUUCUUCAAAACGUUCGUUACCGACAAUAAGUAUUACUUGGAAACAACCUGCCACUACUCAGGUAAUCAAUAUUUUUACAGUAUUACCUUUGAAGAUUGAUAAACAUCCUAAAUUAUUUAAACUGACGGGUGUUAUUUUACCACCAAAUCAAAAAAUAAAAUUAUAA
Messenger RNA from Colletes gigas, 2277 nucleotides. RefSeq names its product DIS3-like exonuclease 2. Gene Ontology annotation, biological process: mRNA catabolic process; miRNA catabolic process. Gene Ontology annotation, molecular function: RNA binding; 3'-5'-RNA exonuclease activity. Gene Ontology annotation, cellular component: P-body; exosome (RNase complex). The record is from RefSeq and is a predicted model, not a curated record. Lineage: Eukaryota; Metazoa; Arthropoda; Insecta; Hymenoptera; Colletidae. The transcript has 7 exons.